AUGAAAACUUUCGUCUUAAUGUUUCACUCAAGUUUUGACAACACAACUAACAAUUCAUCACAGAAAAUGUUCGUCAGGGAAUCGCUUUUCAAACAGAAGCCAGACAUCAAAUCUCAUCCUUUUCACAUCUUACUUAUCUUCAUAAAUCUUGUAAUUGAUCAUUUUAUUGACAUCAAAUAUCUGCAUUGA
Molecule: messenger RNA, 189 nt
Organism: Clunio marinus
Lineage: Eukaryota; Metazoa; Arthropoda; Insecta; Diptera; Chironomidae
Source: the annotation of a GenBank genome assembly